GCGAGCCGAAGAUCCAACAGGUCAGAGGAAGGUGUGGUGCAGCAGUGGCAGGUUGCAUCAGACAAAAUUCGUACUGCGCUGGGGCUCAGCCGUUCCUGGAGUGCAUGGACCAGCCAGCCCCGCUUUGCUGCUCAUGGCCUUCAUCUCAAUGCUCGUACGAAGGAUUUGCUGAAUGUUUGCUUCGGAGCACACCUCAGGAAAACAGGGCUGGCCUUGUGGCUGUCCCACGAAGCCAAAGAGAGUGUCCAGGAGCUUUUCGUUGAUAUCUCGCAGGGUGUGCAGCGUGAGCCAUGGAAUCGAGCAGGGGGUGAGGCACCAUGCCUCACAACGAGCACCAACCUGUAUGCUUUUGGCAAGGAUAGGGCUGUCUGUCCACACGAGUUGGCACGUAUGAUGGGCUGGCCUGAUCAGUUUGAGGUUCCUGCCAUGGAAUCAUCCGGGCCAUCCAUGCGAGCAUGGGCGGAUGCCGGGGUUGUGGAGUUGGAGUUGGAGGAUUCCUUAGCUCCCAUCCAGCCUCCACCUUCGGAAGCCACAUGGGGUGCCUACACCCAGAAUGGCUUGCCUUCGGAAGAAGCUUGUGCCCGUUGCCGCAAGAUAUGCCGGGUUAUUCUUUGCCUGGAGUGGCAAAUUGCAAUGGCCCGCCUCCAGGAUCCGAAGGACCCAUUGUCACAGUUGUGGGGUGACAUAGACGCAAACCUCGAUGCGUUCGAGGCAGGUGAGGACUUUCCCAACCCAGUGCCAGUUCCCAGUGCUGUGCGGAACAGCACAUCGUAUGUGGAGGAGUUUUCACAGGAAUGUGCAUUCAUCACCGAGGCUGAGUGUGUGAAGUUUGUGGGUGCCACACCCACAUCUUUGGGAUACCAGCUUGAACACCGUUUCGGUGUGGACGGCCAGACAGUCUUGAAGGGCUUGCAUGUGCAGCUUCGCGACCUUCCAGCAACCAUGAGUGUUGGAGACAUUCUAUCGCUCCAUAAAGUGAAGCUUUCACAUGUGAGAAACUUGUCGCAGGAUGAGUUUCUUUUGCGCCCCGAGAACCAGGUACACCAAACCCAAGCCAAGGCGGUUCGCACCAGUGCAUGCAGUGCUUUGGUGAGUCAGCGGGCAUGGCACCACAAGGGAGUGCUGGCUCUGCCGACGCUGCGAGCACUCAAAGAGAAGGCCGAUGGUUUGGAGGAUAGCUUGGCAAGUGCCGCUGCAGGCUGUGGCAGUGGUGACACGGUCGACAGAAAGAGAACCAUCGACUUUUCAUUGGGCUCCUUGCAAGACGAGAAUCCAGCUGGACCAGCAGGUUCGAGAAAGGCACAGAGGAAGGCCAAAGCCAAGGCUUCGGCCCCUGGGGACACUCCAAGGCGAUCCUCCCGUGGAUCUGACAAGAGCAACUUUGGUGGCUCCGACAAGGCGGCGACAGGAGCUUAUUCUCCUGAGGAGGCUCAGGAGAAGUUGCCAGGAGAUGUCGUCCUCCAGAAGGUUUGCGAAGCAUUGCGCAAAGUUCCACAAUGCUUCCAAGGCUUGGAUCCUGAGCGUCAUUUGCGAGGAGAACAGCUGGGCCGAUCCAUGCGUGCAGCCGGGGCCCGGGAGCAACUGGAUGUGCUGAACGCCCAGAAAUCCGGUCAAGCGUAUCUGCUUCAGAAGCGCCUUGCAGUGUGUGAAAGUUGCAGUUUGCUAGCUGCGAAUCAACAUUCACUGCACAACGUGCCAUCGGAAAAGCUCGACGAGUGUGUGCGCUUGAUCACAGCAGAGAAUGUGCCCCUGCCGUUCGCGAUUGAGAUUGCCUUGACAAAGAGGGCAUGCGAGACAGCUAUGGAGAAGGUAGGAAAGGAGUGGACACUGGCCGGUGAGAAGACCAUGUUGGACUUCGUCCUCAAUUGGCUUCCCGACGGUGAGAAAAAGGCCGAGUUCAACCCCAAGGAUCCGAGGUUCCAUGCAUUGAUCUUGCAGGUGGCCCGCCAGUGCCUUGAGGAAGCACAGAUGGAAGCGGCUGAGUUGGAAGAGGAUCCGAAGACCAAGGAGGAGAAGUCCUUCAAGGCGAUCGCCGACGGCAUGAUCGAAGCGGUUGCCAACAAUUUCCUUGCGGCUUUGCUGGAGCUCGCCCCCAAGAACGUGCAUGCAAGAAAAGUGCUUAUGGAGAUCGCCCAGAUCCUCGUCCAGGCCGUUACAACAAUGCCAGAGGCCGACCCGGAACUUCCAGAAGCGAUCAGCGAAACCCUCACAUCGGUGUUGACUUUCGGACGUGCGCUUUUGGCUUUGUUGGUGCCCAUGCCCGAGUACCUCGGUUCGUCUGCGAAGGAUGUCAUCAAGGCGACGACGGCAAGCAAAUCCAAGGACCAGUGUGUCAACCCGGCCUACACUCUUCUGAAGUCUGCGUUGGAGGACCCUUGGUGGCGAGCUCUGGCGACAGAGGUCAAUGUGAAAGCAGGCAUCAACAAAGAAUUGGCACCGGUGUUGAAAAAAUGCACGGAGGACAUCAAGUUCACCAAGGGCGAGGACGAGCUCAACCCAUUGUUGACAGGAGCCCUCGACACGCUCAAUGCAUUGCCGAAGUUGGAUGGUAACCUUCGGGCUGGAGCUACGCAACACUUGCGCGGGCACCUCAAAGUGGUCGUCGACAAAAUCACAAAGGCGAUUCUGGCAGCCCCAUCUGUCGAGAGUUUGCCGAUUUCUCAGGUUUCGGACUUCGUCGGCAAGCUGGCUUGUGUGAGCGAUGAUCCUGCGAUGUGCCAGCAGCAUUUGCAGCUGCAAGCUUGGCAGGAGAAAUCCAAGAGUCAGUUGGACAUUGCUGACACUGUUGCCUUUUUGGCGGCGGCCAAGGAGGGCAACUUGGAUGGGUCCGAGUUGGAUUGGGAGCGGCUGCAGUACCACCUCAGCAAGUUCAGCAAAGGCUUUCCCGAGCAGUGCCUGCCUGACUUGCAGGAGCUGAAAGGUCCCAUUGUGCGUCGGCUGGACAACCGUGCAGCCCGGCUGAGUUUGGAGUUCGGUGUAUCUGUGUAA
This is a messenger RNA of Symbiodinium sp. CCMP2592, 2988 nucleotides long. The record is from the annotation of a GenBank genome assembly. NCBI's taxonomy places the organism in Eukaryota, Dinophyceae, Suessiales, Symbiodiniaceae.